Messenger RNA from Labrus bergylta (ballan wrasse), 2436 nucleotides. RefSeq lists its product as uncharacterized. The record is from RefSeq and is a predicted model, not a curated record. NCBI's taxonomy places the organism in Eukaryota, Metazoa, Chordata, Actinopteri, Labriformes, Labridae.
GUAGAACAAGCGCUAAUGCCCAUGCGCGCUCUGCAGAGGACGUUGUCAUCCUCUUAUCCCUCUCUAUAUAAACAUUCCUCAGCAUCCAUCGAUUGAUCCAUUCUGUCAGUUUUCCUGCAGAUGAAACAUUCGGGGUUGUCGUCAAAGGAGACGAUGUCCUCCACUGUCCUAUUCACUGCCCUUUUUGCCCUUCCUCUCGCUGUGGGUUGGGUUGUACUGGGUGAAAAAGAAGAAGCCCAGAGUGUGUGUUCCGGGAAGGAAUUUCGUCUGCCUGUGUACUCUACAUCCAGAAUGGUUACUUUUACGCCAAACUCAGAGGGAGAGAGACGCACCUUGCUGGACAGGACAAAUGUGAAGGACCCACGGUUCGAGUGGACCAGAGAUAAGAUGCUAGUCCUGAAAGAAGUGACUCAUGAUGAUCAGGGACUUUAUUCCAUCAAACUUGCCUCUGGAUUCACCUAUGAGACUGUUCGAUUGACUGUUUCAGAAUGCAUCAAGUCUUACAACAGAAACUAUGGGGAAAACUUUGAGUACCAAAUCCCUGAAAAUGGUUCCUUGCUGGAGUUUUUACCCAGGGGUGCUCCACCUGAGGCCAUGCCCGUUGUUCUGUGGAACAAGACAGACCUGGCGACCAGCAAUGUGGGGCGAGGGCGGCUGCUGAGGGGCGGGAAGGUCUGGGUGGCAGAGAGAGUGAGGCAAGCUGACCAGGGCAAUUACACCAUCAGGGACGACAAGGGGAAGGCCUUGUCCCGCAGCACCCUCACUGUCCGCGGGCACUCCUUCAAUGUCACCCGCUUCACCAGGGAGUCUCUAAACCUGCCCCUCUUUCUUCCUGUCCCUCAUGCCCAUCUCAUUUUUACCCCCCACCGAUACCCUGAUGAAUCCUCCCUGGGCCCCUUUGACCCUAAGCCUCCCCGAGGCCCGGUGCAGCUGAUCCGCGAGGGCCACAUAACGGACUACGACAUGCGCUACAGGGGCCUUAUCUCUCUUGGUAGAAAUGGCAGCAUCAAUGAAGUCGUCAUAGCAAGGCUGACCUCAAGGCAUGAUGGCGUCUACGAAAUAAGAGACGGAGAUGGAAACCUGGUAUCCUCCACUAUGUUGCAGGUGAUUGAAAAGGGAGGCAGAUGGCGAGCGCUUCUCAAAUCCAUCACAGUUCCUUCGGGUAUGUUAGUAUCACUGGCUGGUUUCUUGCUCUUCAUGAGGAGAUACCCGAGCUGCAGCCUCUCGCAUUUCAUCGCUAGCCUCAGAGCAAACCGCCCGCUCCCAAACAACCCUCCAAGGGUCAACAUCCAGGACUACAGCCAGCCCAGCCCUCAGCCGUCCUCCCUCUACGGUCACGCUCAGCAUCCUGGAACACCAAGAAAGUGGACCCCAGGAGCCAGUCCCACUCACACUGGUUAUAGUCCAGUUAUGGCGGAAACACCAAGAUCUCAGAACCAAGAAGCAAACAGGCUCACACCUCGGAGCUCCCCUUGUCAUAACUCAACCCCUGAGCAGGAUACAUCUAAUGAAGAAGAGAGGAGGAUUUCCUUUUCUGUGCCCGGGGCGUCAGACUGCCUCCAUUCCUCUGAGGACUGUGCCCAAUUCCAGAUCAAAAAAGAUGGAAACAAAGAAAGAUGGAGCAAAACACAAGAAUACUUUUCAACACUGCCGCUGGACACUGACACGUCGGAGUCCUGCAGCGUUUAUACUUCUGAGAAACUAAACUUCUUGUAAAAAGGAAAAUGGAACCGGAACCAAGAAAGGUAGGAGAGAUAAGACAUUGAGAAACCACAAAGUGGAUUCUCAGGUGGAGAGACAGUGAUGUGGAAAAGUGAGACCUCACUUGUGCCUUCUUGUAUUUCAGCCUAAAUUUAAUGGCUUGGUACCAAUAUUGCAUGUCAUCUUAGCAUUAGCUGUUGUGUUUCCUGUUACAUAUUUCCUCACACUGUUGAUGGUGCUCCGAAAACCUUCCUGCUGUUUCCUACCUCCAGACCCUCAGGACCAAUGUUAUCUGCACUGUAUUGCUGAGUAUGUGUAUGUCUGUGAGAAGAAUGUGGCCUCUAGAGCUUUGUAGAAAUACGAGUUGUGAUACAAACAUGUGCAAAAGGGAAUUCUUAAGUACUGUACAGUUACAGAGAUGUUUUUCUCCAUCAAUCAAGUCAGCCGCUCCUUACUGCAUCACCGCUUAAUAAUCAAGUUUGUUCUGCAGUUUCAUGAUAUAUAGUAUUAGUCCCUCAAGGUAAUAUGAAUGCUAAUUUGUACAAAAUGUUCCUCUCCCAUUACGUGUUCUACCAAAUAUUGCAGUAGGUCAUUAAUCUGUGAACUUCGUGUACAGGAUGAGGACUCAGUACCAACCAGUAUUUCUAAUGACAGAGAGGUUGAACUGUAUCUAGAGACAUUUUAGGAUUACUCAAAUGUGUUCGCUUUAAGAAUAAAAUGUAUCUUUCACACACA